Messenger RNA from Gambusia affinis (western mosquitofish), 1908 nucleotides. It is a transcript of the gene mpv17, whose product is annotated as mitochondrial inner membrane protein MPV17. The transcript has 8 exons. The record is from RefSeq and is a predicted model, not a curated record. Gene Ontology annotation, cellular component: cytoplasm; membrane. NCBI's taxonomy places the organism in Eukaryota, Metazoa, Chordata, Actinopteri, Cyprinodontiformes, Poeciliidae. The coding region runs from base 121 to 654 and encodes 177 amino acids.
ACAGACAGGCAUGUAACACAUUUUGCAUUUACUGCUUUUUUUUAAUCCACUUUAUUGCGACUUGUUAAGCGGUUAAACUGAGCUGUUAUUCGGGAAGAUAUACUUCGAUGCUCAAGGAGGAUGGCUAGUCUAUGGAGAUCCUAUCAGUUCUUGAUGACCAAAUAUCCCUGGUCAGUCCAGAUAGUCACAGCUGGGUCUCUGGUGGGUGUGGGUGAUGUCAUCUCCCAACAGCUGAUUGAGAGGAGAGGAUUAGCUCAUCACAAUGUGGGACGAACAGCCCGGAUGAUGAGUAUAGGAUUCUUCUUUGUGGGUCCGGUAAUCGGCAGCUGGUACAAAGUUUUGGACAGGAUCGUGGUUGGAGGGUCUAAAUCUGACGCCAUGAAGAAAAUGCUUGUUGACCAGUUGUGUUUUGCUCCGUGCUUCCUGGGAACUUUCCUCAGUAUUUCUGGAGCCCUGAAUGGACUAACAGUGGAGGAGAACAUUGCCAAACUCAAGCGGGAUUACACAGAUGCCCUGAUCUCUAACUACUAUUUGUGGCCUCCAGUCCAGAUUGCUAAUUUCUACUUCGUCCCGCUGCAUCACAGACUGGCCGUCGUCCAGAUAGUCGCCGUCGCCUGGAACUCCUACCUGACCUGGAAGGCCAACAAGAUGUGAAGAAACCUCACAAGUCCAGCUUGUCUUGUUGUUGAUGAUGAUGAUUUUUACACUCAUUUGUACUGUAGACUGCGAGUGUGUGUGAGAAAUGAGCACAACUUCCUUUAGUCUCCUGAUAUUUCCAACGUGUAAAACUGUGACUGAAUCACAUGUAAAAGGUCGGGGAAGAUUGCUCGUCUACUCCGAGUGACAAAUUCGCACUUGAAAGUCAAACUUGCAUUUUUGCAGAAAUGUCUGUGAAAGUUUGUUAUUUAUGGAAAUGGGAUUUGGCUGCAGAGCUGCAGUGGAGCCACACGUACAUUAACACCUGCUGGUUGAUGAAGGAAAUGUUCUCCUCAUCGCCUCGAUGAGCUUCACUCAUAAUGUCUUUUUGAUUUACAUGUUUGCUUUAUUGGACUCUCCUCCACCUGACUCAUUGUACUUUGUUCUGGUUUCUUCUGCCAGCAUUUUAAUAACCCUCAGGAACAAAAAGUUGUCUAAAUGUUUAAAAGUCUUAUCCGUCAUGGUUUACUCUUUGUUUUAGUUUAACUUUAGAUUUGGAAGAAUCUCAACUGCAGAUCUCAGUAGCUGCAUUUCCAUUCACCACAUAAUUGCACAAUUUGACAUUUUGAAAAAUACAUUUGCUCCGUGGAAAUGCAGCAGUUUCUGAAAAGAAAAGAAAAAAACGCUUGUUUUUCUCUAAAAAGUUCUUGUGCUAUGAUGAGGAAUAUUGAAAUUAGUUUAUGUCCCAAAGCCACACAGGAAACACUUUUUUGAGUCUCUGUUUCCUAGAUGAGUCUUCAAGGUUUUUAUGGACUUUGAUCAUCAAUUUCCCACCUUUCCAAGUUUGUAGAAACUGACUUUCUACUUUUAUCCAGAUUGAUUAAUGUUGAAGACUUUUCUUCACAUCUGUACUUGAAUUUCUGUAGAUCAGGGCAUAAUUUGUUUCUUUUUGAAAUAUUUUCACCCUUAUUGGUUUAUUGAAUCUACGGGUAAGAGGAUGGCCAGACCUUGUUGUAGAAAAAAAAUGGAUUAAUUACAAUGAAUUGAUGAUUUAACCAGGGCAGCAAUUAUAUUUUCACAUAACCAUGUUGGUUUUGCUCUGUUUAGUUCAAGCGAACCAUCAUUAUAUCUCUUCAUCCUAAAAACUGCCUCUAAGAAUCAGGUUGGCUUUUUCAUACUUUAAGGAAAAUGUUGAAUAUUUACUGUGCACAUUUUAACAAAUAAAAAUCCUACAUAAUGUUUGAAACCAUAAAGUUUUGCUCUUUAAUGCCG